AUGAAUGAAUUGAGAGAGCAAGAAGAAAACGGAAAACUAAGAGCAGAAAACGGGAAGCUAAACAGGGAAAUAAAGAAAAGUGCAAAGAAGGACAAAGCAACAUGGACGAAGAAAUUAGCACAAGAAGCGGAAGAAGCGUCAGCAACGAAUAAUAUGAGAGAACUAUAUAAAAUAACGAAAAUAUUAACCAGUAAAAGCUACAACCCCUACAAACCAUUAUACGACAAACAAAAACAACUCAUUACAACACCUGAAGAACAAGUGAAACGAUGGCAGGAAUAUUACACAGAACUAUUUGAAGAAGAAGAUAUGGAAACAGAAGCAGCAAGCAUAGAGGACAAUGAGGAAAGGUACGAGCUACUGAAUAUCAUUACCGAAAAUCCAUCCCGAGAGGAAGCCAAAGAAGCGAUCAAACACAUGAGGAAUAACAACUGGCCAGGAGCUGACGAAAUACCUGCGGAAAUAUGGAAAGCGGACCCAGUGAGCACAAUAGAACUACUAAUACCAUUAAUAGAGGAUAUCUGGACAAACAAAGAGAUACCAAAAGAAUGGAAGAAUGAGAUAAUAGUAAAAUUACCCAAGAGAGGCGACAUAAAAGAAUGUAAGAACGGAAGAGGAGUGACCACAGCAAAUAAAAUUCUGGCACAUAUAAUCAACCAACGAAUAAAGCAGAAAAUAGACAAUACUCUGAGACAAGAACAAGCGGGUUUUAGAAGAGGUAGAUCCUGUAUAGAUCAAAUCGCAACGAUGAGAAUGAUAAUAGAAGAGACAAUCGAACGAAACGCAAACCUGAUCCUCGUCUUCGUGGACUUUGAGAAAGCAUUCGAUAGGAUAAAGCGUGGAACAAUGUGGAAAAUAUUAAAGCAGAAGGGGAUCUCGGAAAAAAUGAUAAGCCUCAUCAAAAUGAUGUACAGAAAUGCAACGUGUCAAGUCGAACAUCACGGAUAUUUAACAAAUAAAAUAAAAAUAAAAAAAGGGGUCAAGCAAGGCCCACUACACAAUAAGAAACUAGCAGACCUAGACUACGCAGACGAUAUCUGUUUAAUGUCAAGCAACGAAAAAGAUAUUAAAAGGAUGUUAGGAAAACUUGAAACAGUGCUAAUGAAAACGGGAAAAACUCUAACACAAGAAAAAUUACUUUUGAAUCAACGAAAAAUAAAGGAAGUAAACGAGUUCUGCUACUUAGGAAGCGUAAUGAGCAUGGAGGGAGGAACGGAAGAAGACAUAAAGCAAAGGAUUUGGAAAGCACAAGGGGCCUUCGGAACACCAAAGAACAUCUGGUCAUCGCCACCUAUCACGCAAAAUACUAAGUUACGAAAACAACAACAACGAAUACAAAUUUUUGUCAACAAAAUGUCUACGCAAAAUACUGAAAAUAUACUGGCCAAGAAAGAUUAG
Zophobas morio is the source of this 1398-nucleotide messenger RNA. RefSeq lists its product as uncharacterized. The transcript is spliced from 3 exons. Bases 1 to 1398 code for a protein of 465 amino acids. NCBI's taxonomy places the organism in Eukaryota, Metazoa, Arthropoda, Insecta, Coleoptera, Tenebrionidae. The record is from RefSeq and is a predicted model, not a curated record.